AUGGAGCUGAGAAGCUUGGACCCGACGGAUAUCGCCGGAAUCCACUUCAGCGCCGAGGUCCUGGUUGAAUCCGCCCAGGAACGGUUGACGAUGGAUGGUGUCAGGUCAUCCCGUCCGGAUAAGCCGUAUCAGCGCACCUACAAGGCAUGUAUCCCUUGCCGACAGAGAAAGGCCAAAUGCGACCUAGGGACCGGUCCAGAUGGCCUUCCGAUCGGCCCACCAUGUGCGCGCUGCCGAAGGGAACUAAGAGAAUGUGUAUUCCCCGAGAAACGGGCAUGGGAAAGGUCCCGCAAACGAGUGCGAUCACCGGAGAGCUACGAAGCCGAUGUAUCACCCCGAGACGCCAGACAACUUACGAUCACCUCGCCCGGUAGUUCUGUCGUUGCACAAGGAUUAACCCACAAAUCGCAUGCAAGCGACGUGGCUAAUUCAUCUCCCGAGACCAAUUUUCACCAGGAGCCCGCCUUCCAGCCGCGAUGGCCAUAUCAUCGGGAUCAAACAGGGUCUCACCGUGGCUCCCUCGAGCACCCUUCCGUCGGGCCUUCACAAACUGAUCAGUCUCCUUCUCAUGCAUAUGAAAAUAACAGACAUCGAGCGAAUUCCACCCUUGCGAGCUCUAUGAUGCGCACUGUCGUUGCGAGCGGUAAUGAUGCACUUAAUAUUCUCUUCGAGGCUGCAGCUGCUCAAGAAGAUAUUAACCCUGAUACUAGCUCCGAGUCACUAGCUGGGCCUCCAUCGGCAGGUCCGAGUACUCAAGAUCGAACACCCAGAAACUAUGAUGCCACGUUUGAGUCGGUGCCACGGGUAAUACAUCCUGUUAAGCUGUCAGACGCCGCCCGAGACACUCUCAAUGUCUGGGAGGCUUGUCGGUUUGUCAAGAUGGGCUGGUUCACUGCUAGAGAGGCUGUUACCUUUAUUGAUCUGUUCUAUCAGAAUAUGUCCUGUUUAUCGCCGAUUCUAACUGAUUUCUACGCCGACCACCGAUAUCACUACUGGCUGAUUACUCGGGAGCCAGUCCUGUGCUCCACCAUUCUCAUGAUCUCUUCCCGCUACCAUGUCCUUCCUGGAGCAGGGGGAGAGUCCAGGAAUUUCUUUAUUCAUCAUAGACUAUGGUCACAUUGCCAGAAAUUGACGAUGCGGCUGAUAUUUGGGCAAGAGAAAUCGACAAAAUCCAAGGUACGGAGUCUUGGUACUGUGGAGGCUCUUCUAUUGAUGUCAGAAUGGCAUCCUCGCGCCCUCCAUUUUCCGCCCGAAACAGAUGGCUGGGAUGAUGACUUGAUUCCAGCAGCACCCGGGAAUCACGACAAUAAUGACCCGAACGCGGAACCUGGCGGGCGCGGGGUAGAAGAUAUAAUUGAGCCAGCACGCCGAUCUGACCAAAUGUCGUGGAUGUUGCUUGGGUGUGCACUUUCCCUUGCACAUGAGCUGGGUAUAUUUGAGAAAGAAGGAAGCAGCUCACCGGCUGACGAACCAGAAUGGAGAGAACAGAUUGUGAUUCGCUGGCAACGUGUACAACGUCUGCUAUACGUCUACAUCAACCAAUUGGCUUGGCGGAUCGGAUGCAUGUCACCGAUUCCUCAAUCAUUAAACCAUGCUAUCCUGGGUGGACGGAAGCCACAAGGACUAGAUCCACCUGGCAGCACGUGGUUAACGUUCAUGGAUUCGUGGAUUGAGCUUACCAAGCUAGCCAAGUCUGUCACUGAUAUGUUCUUCCCCUCUGCUGCGUUUGCUCGCCAGCAACUACACAGCGGUCGAUAUGUUGGCCUACUUGAGCAUUUCCGACCUUUACUCAACCAAUGGAAAGACAAGUACCUACAGCCCCAAGUACUUGAUAAAGCAUUCUACAACGAUCUGUUCAUCGAAUACCACUUCGUCCGCGUAUACACCCAUUCAGUGGGAAUGCAAGCAGUAGUGGAACGUGCUGUCGCAGAGAAUGACCCUAAUAACUUCGACGGAGUGCGACCCAUGACCAUCGACCCAACAGACUACGAAUACAUCCAAGAGGUCAUCGAUGGAUGUGGCCAGAUCUUACAGAAAGUCACCCAUUUAGCCGAAGCAGGGGCGCUCCGAUUCUCCCCAGUUCGAAUCGUUCUUCGCAUAACCAGUGCCUCGAUCUUCUUGAUGAAAGCACUCAGUCUGGGUACACGGCAAGCCAAGCUCCAGGAAUCAAUUGAAAUAUUAGAAAAGAGCAUCAAAGCACUCAAGUCAAACGCCUUGGAUGAUGUACAUCUGAGCACGCGAUAUGCCACGCUGUUAGACAUGCAUGUUUCGCGCUUGCGACGCAAUCUUCUUGCGUCUUCAAAAGCAAUGAAAAGUAGUCAAGACGUUACCCGAAGAUCAUCCAUGGCGCCUCCUCCUUGGCCAGACAAUGGUGACCGGUCAAAUCCCAUGAGAGCCCCUGUAUCGCAAGAUCCACCCCCGGAUCUGGGAUUCGUUCCAUCGUUGAACGAUAUCGGCGCUGAUAACUGGCUUUCGCUACCAUUUGAUCCAUCAAUGGCGCCUUUUGAUAUGAGCCAUGGAUGUCAAUUUCCGAUCUUUCCAGUUACCAAUAUGACGAACCCAGCGUCAUUCAAACCCACUCUAAUUAUCCACGGUGGCGCCGGUAACAUCCAACGCUCCAAACUCCCCCCAGACCUCUACGCCGCCCACCACGCCUCCCUCAAAUCUUAUCUCCGCUCAACCCACACCCUCCUCAAAAAUGGUAGUAGAGCCCUAGAUGCAGCCGUCCAUGCAGUCUCCCUCCUCGAAGAUGACCCUCUAUUCAACUGCGGCCGCGGUAGCGUCUUCACAAAAGCCGGCACAAUCGAAAUGGAAGCAUCCGUAAUGGUGACAUCCGUGCACCACAACACAACCCAGCCCGGCACAAUCAAGCGCGGCGCAGGCGUAAUGGGCGUCCGUAACGUACGACACCCGAUCCAACUCGCACGCGAGUCUAUCCUCAGAUCCGGUGUUGCCGCCGAUGGAUCACCCGUAGAUGACGGAGGGAGUAUGCAUUCCCAGCUAGUCGGGCCGUAUGUGGAGACACUAGCACGGGAUUGGGGACUGGAGUUUUGUUCCGAUGAGUGGUUUUUCACGCAGAAGAGGUGGGAUGAACAUAUGAGGGGUUUGAAAGGGGAGGAAGAGCCGAUUUCGUUGACACAGGGGACUGUCGGUUGUGUUUGUCUUGAUCAGUGGGGGAAUCUGGCUGUUGCUACUAGUACCGGUGGGCUGACGAAUAAGUUGCCCGGUAGAAUUGGUGAUACGCCUACCUUGGGGGCUGGGUUCUGGGCUGAGGCUUGGGAUGAGAUUGUGUCGGGUGAUGAGACAGUGCUGGAUAAUUCAUCGGUGACUGGAUUGCUACGUGAUGCGAGGAACUGGCUGGGUGAUUGUAUACCGCAGUUUCUGCGGGAUCAGGCACUACCUGUUUACUCCUCACUUCCGGGUGAUGGUUCCUCUAGGCAACGGGACUUGGGGUCGGAGAAGACUUGUUAUUCUUAUACAUCAUCUGCUCAAUGCUCUCGUCGGAGGGCUGUUGCGGUUUCCGGGACUGGGAAUGGGGACUCGUUCCUUCGGGUUGCGGCUGCGCGAACUACUGCUGCAAUGCUACGGUUUUCGUCGCCUGGUAGGUUCCCAUCUGGUCUUGCAGACGCGGUGACGGCUAUUUCUGGACCCGGUGGUGAGCUUCAACGUUCGGCUGGCUCUAGGUGGGGAAAGGCUGGUGAGGGUGAAGGGGGUAUCAUUGGUAUAGAGGCAGAAUUUGGCACUGUGAAGAGGACAUCGGAUGUUAAACUACAUCGGGGUAAGGUUGUGUUUGACUUCAAUUGUGGUGGUAUGUGGCGUGCUUGGGUAGAGGAGGAUAAUGCUGGUAACGAAGUGGAAAGGAUCAUGGUCUUUCGAGAGCAAUAUUAA
Molecule: messenger RNA, 3888 nt
Organism: Penicillium griseofulvum
Lineage: Eukaryota; Fungi; Ascomycota; Eurotiomycetes; Eurotiales; Aspergillaceae
Product: Peptidase T2, asparaginase 2
Exons: 6
Coding region: 1-3888 (1295 amino acids)
Biological process (GO): aromatic amino acid catabolic process; positive regulation of transcription by RNA polymerase II
Cellular component (GO): nucleus
Molecular function (GO): zinc ion binding; hydrolase activity; DNA-binding transcription factor activity, RNA polymerase II-specific
Source: RefSeq, a predicted model, not a curated record